Molecule: messenger RNA, 506 nt
Organism: Apis laboriosa (Himalayan honeybee)
Lineage: Eukaryota; Metazoa; Arthropoda; Insecta; Hymenoptera; Apidae
Product: nuclear receptor 2C2-associated protein
Exons: 3
Coding region: 75-506 (143 amino acids)
Source: RefSeq, a predicted model, not a curated record
UUUAUUGCACGACGAUAACAUAACCAUACAUAACAAUGUGAUUAGUAUAAUUUUAAUAUACGAGGUUAAAUUAUAUGUCAAACAUUUUUUGUCUUAUUAUGACUUCUUUGUUACAACAAUAUAAAUUUGAAUGUCGAGUUAGUUCGGUUUUAAAUAAAAAUAAUCAAUCUUAUGGGAAAAAUUAUAUGUUUGAUAAUUGUCCUGAAACAUGUUGGAAUUCCAAUUCGGGAAUUCCACAAUGGAUAAUUAUUCAUUUUGAACAAGAAUGUGAAGUAAAUUCAUUUGAAAUUGAAUUUCAAGGUGGAUUUGUUGGCAAAGAUUGUCAUUUAGAAGUUGGUGACAAAGAAACUAAAUUUUAUGAAUCAUUUUAUCCAGAAGAUAAAAAUACAAUACAAAUGUUUAAUUUGAAAAAUUCAAUCAAAGCAAAAACAUUUAAAUUUGUAUUUAAUGAAAGUACAGAUUUUUUUGGCAGAAUAAUCAUAUACAAAUUAUCUUUAUAUUCAUAA